ACUAAGUCAUGCAACCGGCGUUUCUUCUCCGCUGCCAAGUGCCCCCUUACACUCACCAGUCACCGCUACUCAUCAUUGAGAAUCACCGUUUUCCUCAUAACUCCAAAAGUUUCAACUAUAUGUAUAUAGGCAGUGCUAACUAGUAAUUAAGCUCUCUUGCAUGUCAAAAAUGGCUUCCAAAUUGCUACUCAUCAUCACCUAUCUCUCUUUCUCUAUUCUCUUCUGCGUAUCUGUAUCCACAACCUCCCAUCAUUCCCAUCCACCCACCACAACCAAUUACAAACCCAACCUGCUGGUUCUACCGGUUCACAAGGACCCAACCACAGGGCUUCCAUGGGCCCACGUUCACAAGAGAACACCUAUGACCCUGGUGCCACUCCUUCUGGAUCUUAACGGCAAUCACAUGUGGAUCAACUGCCAAACCCACUACGCCUCCAGAACCUACCAAGCACCCUCUUGCCACUCCACCCAAUGCUCCACAGCCACCACCACCCUCAUGUCCACCAACCCCAUCACCAAACAGAUCGUCGUGUCUGAGCUCGCCCAAGACGUCCUCGCCAUCAACGCCGCCGCCAACAACGGCCCCAGACUGGGCCCCACGGUCUCCGACCCUCAGUUCCUCUUCUCAUGCGCGCCUGCCUCCUUGGUCCAGAAAGGCCUGCCCAACAAUGUUGAAGGGGUUGUUGGGCUGGGCCACGGGCCCAUUUCCCUCCCUAACCAACUCGCAUCACACUUCGGUUUGCAGCGCCAAUUCACACUUUGCCUUUCUCGCAACCCAACCUCCACGGGGGCUGUACUAUUUGGGGACCCACAGAAGCUUUUCGGUUACACUAACAAGAAAUUCGAUCUUUCACGUGAUCUUCUUUACACUCCACUAACCGUCAGUCCGCAAGGAGAGUACUACAUGGAAAUCAGCUCCAUUAGAAUCAACGGCCGCUCCGUCUUCCCAGUGACUCCUUCGUCGUCUCCGAGUGGUAUGCUUGGGGCUACACUGAUUUCAACCACAGCACCUUACAUGGUUCUGCACCACACCAUAUUCGAAACGUUCAGGCAAGUUUUCGUGAAACAGUUUCCGAUGCAGGGGCAGGUGAAUGCGGUGGCGCCGUUCGGGUUGUGUUACGAUUCAAAGAGGAUAAACAACGCAAAACCUCCUAGCGUGGAUAUGGUGGUGAAGGUGGAGAAGAGCCGCCGUGAGGUUUCGUGGAGUAUCUCCGGCGAUAACUUAAUGGUGCAGGCGCGGCCAGGGGUGACGUGUUUGGGGGUCGUGAAUGGAGGGACGAGUCCUAGAGCAGCCAUAGCCAUAGGGACACGUCAGCUGGAGGAGAAGGUAGUGGUGUUCGACCUGGUGAAGUCGAGAGUGGGGUUGAGCUCUUCCCUCUGCUCACGCGGAAGGAGCUGUUCUGACCUCUUCGGCUUCGCUAACAAAUCAUAGAUGAUGAGGGAGAGAUCAGAUAGAACCAUAUAUAUCAUAAGCUUCUCUGCUUGUAAUGGUUACGAUAAUAAUAAU
Arachis duranensis is the source of this 1507-nucleotide messenger RNA. RefSeq names its product basic 7S globulin 2. Gene Ontology annotation, molecular function: aspartic-type endopeptidase activity. Gene Ontology annotation, biological process: proteolysis. The record is from RefSeq and is a predicted model, not a curated record. Bases 161 to 1432 code for a protein of 423 amino acids. Lineage: Eukaryota; Viridiplantae; Streptophyta; Magnoliopsida; Fabales; Fabaceae. The transcript has a single exon.